Molecule: messenger RNA, 618 nt
Organism: Vittaforma corneae ATCC 50505
Lineage: Eukaryota; Fungi; Microsporidia; Nosematidae
Exons: 1
Coding region: 1-618 (205 amino acids)
Biological process (GO): nuclear mRNA surveillance; poly(A)-dependent snoRNA 3'-end processing; rRNA catabolic process
Cellular component (GO): nucleolus; nuclear exosome (RNase complex); cytoplasmic exosome (RNase complex)
Source: RefSeq, a predicted model, not a curated record
AUGGAUGCUACAGUGCUUCGAAAUGACGGCCGAUUUCCAGAUGAAGUAAGAAGGACCGAAUGCUCCUUUAAAAAGAUAGGAGACAAGGGAUUUGUCUACUGGAGGCAAGGAAACUCAAUUGCCAACACUUCUAUUUCACAGAACCGAGAGAAGCAGCAAUUAGCAAUAAGCAUCAACUUCUUAGAAACAAGCAGAAACGAAGCUAUAAAUGAAAGACGUGUGUACGAAAUGAAGCAGAAGGUUUUUGCGAUCUUUUCUGGACUGGUGGGCUUUGACAAUCAAAUAGAAAUUAACGUUGAUGUUUUAGGUGACGAUGGGAGUAUAUUUUCCGUUAUUGUUAACUCGAUCACACUAGUAUGUGCAUAUAGCGGAAUUAGUCUAUCAGAUAUGUGCGUCUCGGCUACAUUAAAUGAAAAUGCCGAUCUUACAUACCAUGAAGAAAGCAAAUCAUUCUCAGUAUGCAUUGUAUACUGUCCCAACCACGAUAAGAUUCUUUAUCUAGAGUCCUUUGGAAAGGUUCAAAGAAUGCAAUUUGAGGAAGCGAUAAACAAAGGCAUUGAGAUGUGUAGACAGCAGCAUGAGAAGUUUCGAGAGCUGGUAAUAUCAUCUGUUAGUUAA